Messenger RNA from Gossypium raimondii (Peruvian cotton), 1822 nucleotides. Its product is annotated as protein IQ-DOMAIN 12. The transcript has 5 exons. Gene Ontology annotation, molecular function: protein binding. The record is from RefSeq and is a predicted model, not a curated record. Lineage: Eukaryota; Viridiplantae; Streptophyta; Magnoliopsida; Malvales; Malvaceae. Bases 172 to 1410 code for a protein of 412 amino acids.
UCUUGCGUCUUCUUUCUAAAUGCUGAUGAAAUGAGGAAGUAGGAUUCUUUACAGACUUUGAUUCAUACAAAUUGUCAACUCAGCUGCAAUUUUUCACAAUAUUGAGAUAUUCUAUCCUUUUGUUCUCAUACCAUCUUUCCUAAUUGAUUAGAAAUUUCCUAUCAACUUUCAAUGGGAAAGAAAAGGUGCUGGUUUAGUUGGGUGAAGAAGAUAUUCGCUUCUGAUGCGAAACCAAAACCGGAAAAGAAAUCAAGGAGGUGGAAAUGGAUUUUUAGAAGACUGAAACUAAAGCAAUACCACCCUGCACUUCCCCCACUUCAAAAAUCAUUGUGUGAAGCAAGGGAAGAGCAAAGAAAUCAUGCUUUAAACGUAGCCAUUGCAACAGCUGCCGCAGCGGAGGCUGCAAUUGCUGCCGCCCAAGCAGCGGCUGAGGUUGUUCGUCUCACAGCUGCCUCUAACCCUUCUCAUCAUUUCACUACAAUCGACAGAAACUUGGCUGCUCUUAAUAUCCAAACUGCUUUUCGGGCACACCUGGCAAGGAAAGCACUGAGGGCAUUGAAGGGAGUAGUGAAACUCCAAGCUAUUGUUCGAGGCCGAGCUGUGAGGCGUCAGGCACUGAUUAACCGGAAGUGCUUACAGUCUGGUACAAAUAUGUACCCAAAGGUGAAGGAGAAGAGUACUUCUCCAACUAGAGUAAUUUGUCAAGACAGCAGGAGAAAACAGAGUCUCAUGAACAAAGAUGAAUUGCAGGACAAAGACAUUAAAUAUGCAUGCAAUAGUGAAAGGAGCUGGAAUGACAGUGUGCUUUCUAAACAAGACAUUGAAGUCAAAUUUUUAAGAAGCCAGGAGGCAAUGGCCAAAAGAGAGCGUAUGAAGAAAUACUCCUACUCCCAUCGGGAGAGGCUAAAUACUCGUAUGCUUGAUGAAUUGGUGCACGUCAAAGAAGCUAAAGCUGAGGCAAAUGAAAGGGAUAGAGUGAUGAUUUCGAAACUGGAUGUGCCUUCAAAUUUGAGUACAUGGGAAAUAAAUGGUCCACCUCAUGUUAGACAUAGAAAAUUAAAAAAGCAGCAAGAUACACUAAAUGGAAUGAAUUCGCCCUUUUCAUUUCCAAGAAGAUCAUUUAGUCGUACGCAGCAGAGUGCAGCCGGGGAUGAAGGUUCCAUCCCCAAUUCGCCAGUUUUUCCUAGUUAUAUGGGAGCAACAGAAUGUGCAAAAGCAAAGGCAAGGUCAAGGAGCACGCCAAGGCAACGGGUAGGAUUUUGGGAUAGUUGCUUUGAUAAUAGUGGGGCAUACAAGGGUGGACUUUCUUUGUGGUCCACUUUUGAGGGUGAACCAUUCAGCAUCGAAGAGAAUUGUUGUCUUCCUAUGAAUCCACACAUUGGUUAUAUGACAUCAACAUUUGUAAAAUGAAAAUCAGAAUGCUGGUCUCAGUAGGUGCAAUGCGUCUUUACCAGUUAUAAAAUGGCAUAUAUUCGAGAAUUACGACAGCCUCAUAUUACAAGGAAGGUUUUCCUGUAUUUGACAAGGUAUAUAUAAAUGGUUUGUUUGCUCUAUUUUUAUUUUUUUUGUGGAAAAUGGGUUGUUUUUGAAAGAGUUUUGUGCCGACUAAUGUGCAGUGAAAGAUUUGGCUUGUAUCAAAAAGGGGAAACUUCACAUGUACUCGUAUCUAUAAAAAUGUUCAAUCAUUUUAUUUUCUUGAAGAUGAGAAUGUAUUUCUCUGCUUCAGCAUGAAGCAGCUUUGUUGUCAUUUGGGGAGCCUCUCUGCAAGUGUAUGAUGGCAAUUUGCAAUGUUUAAUAAUAUAAUAUAAUGUCCCUUGGAUUA